AAGAAACCAUCACAUACUAAGUUACAUGCAUGGUAGCUGCUAAGCUGGCACGGGGUGUAUGAAACUAAACAACCGUAAUAUAACGACUAUAUCGUUUUCCAGCCACACGAGGCUAAAGUAAGUUACAUUUAAGUUAUAUAACGGCAUGCUUAACUUUGAGAUGAGUAGUUAUGCAUGCAGGUAAAGAAGUUUUUCCAAUCCUAAUGAACCUUCUGUGACAUCCAAUCCAGUUAGACAUUUGUGUAUACAAGUGCGUUUUAGCAGAAAGAUGAAGUUACGUAAAUUUUGUCGGCCUACGUUUAACUUUGUGUAAAACGACGUACUAAGAAUAACGCAGGAAAAUAUUAUAUUUUCAAGUUAAUGGUGACGCCUAUGCUCUGUUUUGUUGCUCUAAAGCUUAAAGAUACAGCAUUAUAGUAAGAUAAGAAUAGUACAACAUGGUACCGUAUAAUUCUAUAUCUUUAAUAAAGGUAUUUUGCCUUUUGUUCUUUUUAUCAACCCCUGCAGCAGUGAUAGUUAAAGUUAUACAAGGGAACUACACGAUAUACCAGGGCAAUGGAUCGCCGCAUCUUGUGCAUGAGAUACCGUUUACGCCAACGCUAUGCAGAACAGAACACCCGUACUGUGUAACUGCCACCGUUCUAUCCACGACCGGUCAUUCUAAUCUUUUCAGCAUUGAAGUUUUAAAUACCUUUGCCUGGGGAUUUCAAGUUAAUGUGACGCGCCAUGACUUGAACAUUCUUGAUGGCCAUAUGGUAGUUAGCUGGGCAGCCCUUGAAGGUACACGGUUUCUCUGCCCACCAAAGCUUAAACAAGCGCAGUUCGAACGUAAAACCAGUGUCAUCAAUAAGAUGAAAUGUGCCGAGCUUAUAUACUGUGACUUUUACAAAGAGAUAACACAAAGCAGAUAUGUCUAUCCUAUUCUACGGCGAUACGACGGCUCUGUUCGAUUUAAGCGUCCAUGGUCCGAUUACCAAAAUAAAUUCGGAGAUUCAGAUAAAGAAUUCAUGUCAGGAAUGAAUGUUGCGGCCAGCUUUACAGCAGUUGUAGAUCCUCCAACGCUUUACGUGGUUGUGAUCACAAGAGAUUACGAACUAAAAUACGCUUCGUACAGCAACUUUCGAUUGAUGGGAAGUGAUUUCAUAAUAAAUUUGAGCGGAUACAAUACAACUGGAGACUCUACCGCACCGGAUUUGCUUUCCGCUUACAGUGAGGGAAAAUUUCGAACAUACGACAGGGACUCUCCAAGCGGUUACGCUGCAAAUGGUAAUACUUCUUGGUGGGAAUACAAUGGCGAAGACCCUUACCAAAUCAACUUGCAUGCUGACCCAUAUUCAGCUAUAAGAUAUAAAGGGCUAAACGGCCCUUUUAAAUUUGUCAGUAUGAUUCUUAAACCAUAAACUAAUGCAGUAUGAUUAACCGACGCCGUGGCAAAGUGUUUAGCGCGUCUGCCUUUAACCCAGAAGGAAUGGAUUCAAGGCUCGUCGCUGCUAUACCAUUGUGGGCGUAUUUGUC
This is a messenger RNA of Ciona intestinalis (vase tunicate), 1515 nucleotides long. The record is from RefSeq and is a predicted model, not a curated record. Lineage: Eukaryota; Metazoa; Chordata; Ascidiacea; Phlebobranchia; Cionidae.